UCCACAUAUUUCUCGGAAGAAGAAAUCGUUUGGUGCGGUGGUUGUUUGAGCGGCGCUGUGAGAGCUGCAACAAACCGAAUAAAGCCCUGAAAUAAAUAUCUACAUACACCGCCAAAAUGCUUCCCCUGUCUCUAUUGAAGACGGCCCAGAACCAUCCUAUGUUGGUGGAGCUCAAAAAUGGAGAGACAUACAAUGGCCACCUGGUCAGCUGUGACAACUGGAUGAAUAUCAACCUAAGAGAGGUCAUUUGUACCUCCAGGGAUGGUGACAAAUUCUGGAGGAUGCCUGAGUGCUACAUCAGAGGAAGCACCAUCAAGUACCUGCGAAUUCCUGACGAGAUCAUUGACAUGGUGAAGGAGGACGUGGUGUCGAAGGGCCGCGGCCGUGGAGGAGCACAACAGAACAAACAGCAGGGUAAAGGAAGAGGAGGAGCUGGCCGCGGUCUGUUCGGUGGUCGUGGUCGAGGGAUGACCAGUCAUGGUCGUGGUCAGCACCUGCAGCAGCAGACAUCUGACAGGAAACCCAGCAAGCCUCCAGGCCUGAAGACCCACCACUGACCUAAUACUCAUCCUGAGAAAUUCGUCCUUCAGUAAAUUAUGAUAAAAUUUAAUUUCUGAAAUGAUGGCAUAGAGUUGCAGGAAGUACAUGGGAAGGCAUUGAGAGGAGUUUGUGUUUUUGUUAAUUUCUUUCGUUUUUUGACGAUUGACAUCUAUUUUAGUAUGUUGUUCAUGUAGUCAUUUAUUAGUGUGUGAUGCAGAGUUGGAAGAUUUCUGGUUUUGUUUGAAGUCAUGUGACAGUCCAAGAAGAUCCUUUACAGUUUUUUACUUGCGAGUUUUGCUUUUAAGAGGGAGAAAGCCCCUGUCCUGAAGGCCCUUUGAUAUGCCCCCAUGUCUUUGUUGUUUUGUAACAUUGUCAGUCCAGCACACUGUCAACUGUCAGCAAAGAGAGAAGACUUCAGUGUUAAAUCAUUAUAAUACGACAGGUGGUGAAUCGAAUUUGACAAAAAAUACUUAAAUAACUGGUGCCCAAGCUCCUGAGUUUGAAAUGGAGAAGUUUGACCUUUGAUUCCAUUUUUCUUUAGUGAAUUAUGUUAUAUUUUAUUUAAAAAAGGCCAUGAAAAUAAACCACUUUUGUUCAAACUGUUGUUUCAUUUAAAAAUCAUGUUCAGUUUGCUGUUUGUGUUGGAAUUAAAAAACUGUAAUACCAGGUCAAACUUGCAACAUUAACUUGUUAAAUCUAAAUCUGGGAGAAAUAUCCAACCUGUUGUCACAAGCCUAUUGUGACAUGGACAUUCAAUGUAUUGGCUGUUUACUUAGAUGAUAGGUAUCGGUAUGAGUUCUUGUAAAUGCAGUGUUUUAUAAAAUGUCUAUUUUCACUUCUGAGUGUUUUGCUCAAAUAUGCUGUAUUUGUAUUUAUUAGUUUGGUUGCAAAACAAGCUACCUGUUUAUGAGAUAGUCAAAAGUAACACUUUCUCCAGUCUUCGUUGCUGCUGUGUUCCAGCUUUUUUGAGACUAUUUCAAUGGGAUUAGCAACUACAGUUGAAAUGUGAAAAUGUCUCAACAUGAAUUUUGAUUUUCAAGCGUCAAUAAUCACAAAAUUUACAAAGCAGUACAUCUUACUGCAUGUUAUACAUUACUUUUCAAAAUUGGAUGAGUAAAUGUCAAUAGAAACUGAGUGAAAAAUAACUACAGUGAGGGAACUCCAACAACUUUUUAAACAAUCUUAUUUCAAUCUAGCAUUUUAUAGGUGUUGACAUGCUCUCCUCACAGUUAAGAGGUCAUUGGUUCAAAUACUGUCCUAGGCUUUCUGUGUGGAGUUUGCAUGUUUUACCCGUGUGUGUAUUUUUCAGUAAUUGGAUCUGUGAUGGGUAUUUCUGAAGUUUUUUAGGGCACAUGGACUAUAGUAAAUGAUGUAUAGAAAAAUUACAGCUCUAAAAGUACGCUAAACCCACAUAUAAUAUUCCCCAAAAUUGAAAGUACUAAAUGUCUCUGGAGUCAGUUGAAAAC
Salarias fasciatus (jewelled blenny) is the source of this 2006-nucleotide messenger RNA. RefSeq names its product LSM4 homolog, U6 small nuclear RNA and mRNA degradation associated (gene lsm4). The transcript has 5 exons. Gene Ontology annotation, molecular function: RNA binding. The record is from RefSeq and is a predicted model, not a curated record. Lineage: Eukaryota; Metazoa; Chordata; Actinopteri; Blenniiformes; Blenniidae. Gene Ontology annotation, biological process: mRNA splicing, via spliceosome; nuclear-transcribed mRNA catabolic process. Bases 117 to 557 code for a protein of 146 amino acids.